AUGAAGGUUGAUUACGAGCAAUUGUGCAAACUCUACGAUGACACGUGCCGCACAAAGAAUGUGCAGUUCAGUUACGGUACGGCCGGAUUCAGAACGCUGGCCAAGAAUUUGGAUACGGUGAUGUUCAGUACUGGUAUACUGGCGGUUCUCAGGUCGCUGAAGCUUCAGGGUCAGUAUGUGGGGGUGAUGAUCACGGCGUCGCACAACCCAUACCAGGACAACGGGGUCAAGAUCGUGGAACCAGACGGAUCGAUGCUUUUGGCCACAUGGGAGCCAUAUGCCAUGCAGUUGGCCAAUGCGGCCUCUUUUGCCACUAAUUUUGAAGAAUUUCGUGUUGAGUUGGCCAAGCUGAUUGAACACGAAAAGAUUGAUUUGAAUACAACCGUCGUGCCUCACAUCGUGGUUGGGAGAGACUCUAGGGAAAGUAGUCCAUACUUGCUGCGCUGCUUGACUUCCUCCAUGGCCAGCGUCUUCCACGCGCAAGUUUUGGACCUAGGCUGUGUCACUACGCCUCAAUUGCAUUACAUUACUGAUUUGUCCAACAGGCGGAAACUGGAAGGAGACACAGCGCCAGUUGCCACAGAACAGGACUACUAUUCGUUCUUUAUAGGAGCCUUCAACGAGCUCUUCGCCACGUAUCAGCUGGAGAAGAGGCUGUCUGUCCCAAAAUUGUUCAUAGACACAGCCAAUGGUAUCGGUGGUCCACAGUUGAAAAAACUACUGGCCUCCGAAGAUUGGGACGUGCCAGCGGAGCAAGUUGAGGUAAUCAACGACAGGUCCGAUGUUCCAGAACUGUUGAAUUUUGAAUGCGGUGCGGAUUAUGUGAAGACUAACCAGAGAUUACCCAAGGGUCUUUCUCCAUCCUCGUUUGAUUCGCUAUAUUGCUCCUUUGAUGGUGACGCAGACAGGGUUGUGUUCUACUAUGUCGACUCAGGAUCAAAAUUUCAUUUGUUGGAUGGUGACAAAAUUUCCACUUUGUUUGCAAAGUUCUUGUCUAAACAACUAGAAUUGGCACACCUAGAACAUUCUUUGAAGAUUGGUGUUGUGCAAACUGCCUAUGCAAACGGCAGUUCCACCGCUUACAUAAAAAAUACGUUGCACUGUCCCGUGUCUUGCACUAAGACAGGUGUUAAACACUUGCAUCAUGAAGCUGCCACUCAGUACGAUAUUGGCAUUUAUUUCGAAGCAAAUGGACAUGGUACGAUUAUAUUCAGCGAAAAAUUUCAUCGAACUAUCAAAUCUGAAUUAUCCAAGUCCAAGUUAAAUGGUGAUACGUUAGCUUUGAGAACUUUGAAGUGUUUCUCUGAAUUGAUUAAUCAGACCGUGGGAGAUGCUAUUUCAGACAUGCUUGCUGUCCUUGCUACUUUGGCGAUUUUGAAAAUGUCGCCAAUGGAUUGGGAUGAAGAGUAUACUGAUUUGCCCAACAAGCUGGUUAAGUGCAUCGUUCCUGAUAGGUCAAUUUUCCAAACCACGGACCAGGAAAGAAAAUUGCUCAAUCCAGUGGGGUUGCAAGACAAGAUAGAUCUUGUGGUAGCCAAGUAUCCCAUGGGAAGAAGCUUUGUCAGAGCCAGUGGUACGGAGGAUGCGGUGAGGGUUUAUGCGGAAUGUAAGGACUCCUCUAAGUUAGGUCAAUUUUGUGACGAAGUGGUGGAGCACGUUAAGGCAUCUGCUUGA
This is a messenger RNA of Saccharomyces cerevisiae S288C, 1674 nucleotides long. RefSeq names its product phosphoacetylglucosamine mutase PCM1 (gene PCM1). The transcript has a single exon. NCBI's taxonomy places the organism in Eukaryota, Fungi, Ascomycota, Saccharomycetes, Saccharomycetales, Saccharomycetaceae. The record is from RefSeq and is marked reviewed. Gene Ontology annotation, molecular function: phosphoacetylglucosamine mutase activity; intramolecular phosphotransferase activity; magnesium ion binding. Bases 1 to 1674 code for a protein of 557 amino acids. Gene Ontology annotation, cellular component: nucleus; cytoplasm. Gene Ontology annotation, biological process: UDP-N-acetylglucosamine biosynthetic process; carbohydrate metabolic process.